AUGCCGUCCCAAGAACGACAAACCGCCAAUACCCUAGUCGCAGCCUUUAACACAAUGGACAUCGACACAAUCAUCAGCCUACGAACACCAACCUGCCAACGCAUCUUCCUCCCCUCAUCCCUGCACUACAACCCCCAAUCAAACGACGCCUACCGCGCAAACCUCACCGGCAUGAAAAGUAUCUUCACGUCCUUCCACAUCACCGUCAACGACAUCAUUGAAGGAACAAGCGAGCAGACAAAUUCAAACGGAGCUGUUGUUCAGAGAAAGAAGAUUGUCAUGUUUGUUAGUGCACGCGGAGACACGCCGGUUGGGCUGUAUGAGAAUGAAUAUGUGUGGAAGAUGGGCUUUGAAGAGGGAGGGGCGAGGGUGAGCGAGUGGGUGGAGUAUGUGGAUGUAGGCAUGACGAGGGACUUUUAUCCAUUGUUGAAGGGGGAGAUUGGUCGGAGGGUGGAGGAAGCUAAGGCUGCUGCUGAGGGGGGGUCUUAG
Molecule: messenger RNA, 489 nt
Organism: Cucurbitaria berberidis CBS 394.84
Lineage: Eukaryota; Fungi; Ascomycota; Dothideomycetes; Pleosporales; Cucurbitariaceae
Exons: 1
Coding region: 1-489 (162 amino acids)
Source: RefSeq, a predicted model, not a curated record